UGGAAAGGCAGAGAAGCAGGAACGGUCAGCGCUCGGAAGGUGAAACGCGCUCAGGGAUUUUACGCGUAAAGCCGCUAUAAGGUGAUUUUUUUUUACGGGCCGCUCUUUAUUAUUGGACUACAACAGAAUGCUAUCUGAGGAGGAAUGGACAUUUAAACAACUGUUCUCCGUGUAGGGAUUUCACUGUGCAACAUCUAUAAACGGACACACAUGCUCACCACUGAUGAAAAAUAAGCUGGCAGGAGUGUCGGGUGGAUGAGUUUUAAAGCUCUUUCAGCGCCGCUUUAGAUAUUUUUUGUUUUUGCACAUUGGAUUACAUAAACACGGCUGCAAUUGCGGUUUAUGGAAACAGCUGAGAAGAAGACAACUGAAGUUGGAGAAGAGGGUCUCUGAAGCUGGACUGAGGGUCUGAAGGAUUGUACAUCUCCUCGCGGAACUCCACUUUCAUGUCCGAAGUCUCUGGUUUAUGACAAUGGAUUAUUUGCUGUUUUUAUGCGGCUGUUUGCUGCCUCUGUCCUCGGCUGUUGAAGAAACACUGAUGGACACCAAAUGGGCCACCACUGAACUCGCAUGGACCUCACAUCCUGAAACUGGGUGGGAGGAAGUUAGCGGUUACGACGAUGCCAUGAACCCUAUCCGAACGUACCAAGUGUGCAACGUUCGUGAGCUUAACCAGAACAACUGGCUUCGCAGCGACUUCAUCCCUCGAAAGGACGUUCUCCGUGUUUAUGUGGAGAUGAAGUUCACUGUACGAGAUUGCAACAGUAUUCCCAACAUUCCAGGAUCAUGUAAAGAGACCUUCAAUCUAUUCUACUACGAGUCCGACUCAGAUUCCGCCACAUCUACCAGUCCUUUUUGGAUGGAGAACCCUUAUGUUAAGGUGGACACCGUUGCUCCGGACGAGAGCUUCUCUAUGUUGGAGUCUGGCCGGGUCAAUACCAAGAUUCGCAGCUUUGGUCCAGUUUCCAAGGCUGGCUUCUAUCUGGCUUUCCAGGACCUGGGCGCCUGCAUGUCUUUAAUCUCCGUUCGAGUUUUCUACAAGAAGUGUUCCACGACCAUUGCCAAUUUUGCCGUCUUCCCAGAGACGGCCACAGGAGCUGAGGCUACGUCACUAGUCAUUGCCCCCGGCACUUGUGUGCCGAACGCUCUGGAGGUGUCUGUCCCUCUUAAACUCUACUGCAAUGGAGAUGGAGAGUGGAUGGUUCCUGUAGGUUCCUGCACUUGCAUGGCUGGGUUCGAGCCUGCAGUUAAGGACACACAGUGUCAAGCUUGCAGUCCGGGAACUUUUAAGUCGAAGCAGGGUGAAGGGUUCUGCUCCCCGUGUCCGCCCAACAGCCGGACAAGUUCUGGAGCCGCCAGCAUCUGUUCCUGCAGGACCGGCUACUAUCGGGCGGACAAUGACUCGCCUGACUCAGGAUGCACCACCAUGCCUUCAGCUCCACGCAGCGUCAUCUCCAGUGUAAAUGAGACGUCUCUUGUACUUGAGUGGAGCGAGCCACGUGACCAAGGUGGAAGGGAGGACCUUCUCUACAAUGUCAUCUGUAAGAAAUGUCUGCCUGAACGUGGUACCUGCACACGAUGUGAUGACAACGUGGAUAUCUCUCCCCGCCACCUUGGGCUUACUGAGAGACAUGUGACGGUCAGAAACCUUCAGGCUCACACCCAGUACAGCUUUGAGAUUCAGGCCGUCAAUGGAGUCUCCAACAAGAAUCCGUAUGCACCCCAGUUUGCCUCCGUUAACAUCACCACCAACCAGGCUGCUCCCUCUGCAGUUCCUACCGUCCACCUGAUGGGGGCCUCAGCCAACACCAUGAGUCUUUCCUGGCUCCCCCCUGAAAAACCAAAUGGCAUCAUCUUGGAUUACGAGAUUAAAUACCAUGAGAAGGACCAGGGAGAAGCUAUUGCCCACACCAUGACAGCCCAGCGUAGCUCGGCACGCAUUGAGGGUUUGAAGCCGGGCACACCAUAUGUUGUGCAGGUUCGAGCCCGAACAGUGGCAGGGUAUGGCCGCUACAGCAGCCCUACUGACUUUAGCACCAACCACCAGGCCGAUGCAGACAAGACUCUACAGGAGCAGUUACCUCUCAUUGUGGGUUCUCUGACAGCAGGGCUGGUCUUCAUCAUUGUUGUUGUGGUUAUUGCCAUUGUCUGCCUCAGGAAGCAACGCAAUGGCUCAGAAUCAGAGUACACAGAAAAACUGCAACAAUACAAAUCCCCUAUAGUCACUCCGGGGAUGAAGGUCUACAUUGACCCAUUCACCUACGAGGACCCGAAUGAGGCCAUCCGCGAGUUUGCCAAAGAGAUUGACGUUUCCUGUGUGAAAAUCGAGGAAGUCAUUGGCGCAGGUAACCAACAACACAAGCUCCUGAGCAACAGGGGGAAGACAGCUAGGCACACCCAGGCCAUACCUUUAGAGGACUUCACACCAAGCGGAGAGUUUGGAGAGGUGUGCCGUGGCCGUCUGAAACUCCCUGGACGGCGUGAGAUCAUUGUGGCCAUUAAGACUCUGAAGGCAGGCUACACGGAGCGCCAAAGAAGAGACUUCCUGAGUGAGGCCAGCAUCAUGGGCCAGUUCGAUCAUCCUAAUAUUAUCCGCCUGGAAGGGGUGGUGACGAAGAGUCGGCCAGUCAUGAUUGUCACUGAAUUCAUGGAGAAUGGAGCGCUGGAUUCCUUUCUCCGGCUAAAUGAUGGACAGUUCACAGUCAUCCAGCUCGUUGGUAUGUUGAGAGGAAUUGCAGCUGGCAUGAAAUAUCUGUCCGACAUGAACUACGUGCACCGUGACUUGGCUGCCCGUAACAUUUUGGUCAACAGCAACCUGGUGUGUAAGGUGUCCGAUUUUGGCCUUUCUCGUUUCUUGGAGGAUGAUCCCACCGACCCCACCUACACCAGCUCAUUGGGAGGAAAGAUCCCUAUUCGUUGGACAGCACCAGAGGCUAUAGCUUAUAGGAAGUUCACCUCAGCCAGUGACGUCUGGAGCUACGGCAUUGUGAUGUGGGAGGUGAUGUCGUAUGGCGAGCGCCCAUACUGGGACAUGAGCAACCAAGAUGUGAUCAAUGCAGUCGAGCAGGACUACCGACUGCCCCCACCUAUGGACUGCCCCACUGCCUUGCAUCAACUCAUGCUAGACUGCUGGGUGAAAGAAAGAAACUUGAGACCCAAGUUCUCCCAGAUCGUCAAUACCUUGGACAAACUUAUUCGCAAUGCCGCCAGCCUUAAGGUGGUCACCAGCACACAUUCUGGGGCCUCCCAGCCGCUCCUCGACCGCUGUGUGCCUGACUACACCACCUUCACCACUGUGGGCGACUGGCUGGACGCCAUCAAGAUGAGCCGCUACCGAGACAACUUCCUUAAUGCUGGCUUUGCUUCUUUUGACUUGGUGGCCCAGAUGACUGCAGAAGACCUGUUACGGAUAGGCGUAACAUUAGCCGGCCACCAAAAGAAGAUUCUCGGCAGCAUUCAAGACAUGAGACUGCAAAUGAACCAAACGCUGCCCGUCCAGGUCUGAGAUGUGGGGCGGAGCUGUUCUAAAGCGAACUAACAGACGACCCAGAUCAUCUCCACUAAUCAGAUGAAACUGGCUCGCAGUGCCUCGGACAACUUUUUCUUUUCCAUUUUCCUGUUUCCCUGUAACGACUGCAUUAUUUUACACCCGACAGGAUUAGAUAAGAUUAUUUUGUACUUAUUUUUAAGAACGGAGAGGAAAGCCUGUAUCCCAUGCAUGCCUCACGAGGCUCCGGUGUGGGAUUGGCGAUUGCAUGCGUGCGUGUGGUAUUUUCUUUCGUGAGGCUGGCUGGGAAGCCUCCCAUAAUGCAUUUCUCCCUGAAACUGACUCUGAGGGACGGACUCUCCCGGAUGGACAUUGCUUAUGGAAGAGAUACUCCUCUAAUAGUACACAUAACUUGAAAAUAAAAAGACAUAAACUAGACGUGAAUAAAAAUUCACGAAGUGUGUGGACACGAUUGUGCAGAAAUCCCUCCAAUGCUAGCAGAUGUUCUAUUGUGCGUGUGAUUUUGUGCUUAUUCCCCAUCUUCAUAUUGAAGGUGUUUUAUUUAAGGGCACAUGCCUCAAACGGACAGGAGAGAGAGGCACAGCCGAGGGCGAAAGAUCACGGAUGUUGCAGGACCGGAUUUGAGGAACUUGCAUUUGUCCACCAGGUUUAAACUGACAAAAGGACUUCUUAGAAUAUACCUGGUGAACUCAGGAUGCUUUCAUAGUUUCAAAUAAUGGAUUCUCAGCUGUGUUUUCACAAUUUCAAUCGAUGUUUUCUUUUAUUCUCUUCUGUUGUUUUCCCUCAACCUGUUUAGUUUCUGUUCCACGAUGAGUUGAGAUUUAGAUGGUCAUCAGUCAUUAUAUCAGGAUUCUUUAGCAGUUAGAAGGACUGUGAUAACCUGUACUACACUGCAAGAAUUAUUUUUUUUUAAAUCAGUAAAUUUGUCUUUUACCAGGACAAAUAUCAUAACAUUCUUGAAACAAGAUAACUUUGAGAAAACUGCGCAAUAUAUUAAGACGUGUUUGCAGAGAACAUUUUU
This is a messenger RNA of Sinocyclocheilus anshuiensis, 4529 nucleotides long. Its product is annotated as ephrin type-B receptor 3-like. The transcript has 16 exons. The coding region runs from base 467 to 3505 and encodes 1012 amino acids. Gene Ontology annotation, cellular component: dendrite; plasma membrane. Gene Ontology annotation, molecular function: ATP binding; protein binding; transmembrane-ephrin receptor activity. Lineage: Eukaryota; Metazoa; Chordata; Actinopteri; Cypriniformes; Cyprinidae. Gene Ontology annotation, biological process: protein phosphorylation; axon guidance; ephrin receptor signaling pathway. The record is from RefSeq and is a predicted model, not a curated record.